GCAUGCUGGGAACCUCAUGUGGCUGGUCUCAGCUCCUGGAGGGUGUAAGUACCGCUGUGCAUCUUGGACCUUUGCCGGGCUCUAAAGAGGAAGUUCCCCCCCCUCUCAGGCCUCCACCUCUUGAAGGACCACAGUCUGACCCAAGCAGAGAGCGCGCAGCCAGUGAGAAUGGCCCCCGGGACUCCAAGGCCCCCCUCCCAGAGGUCAAGCUGCUGGACAGUCUUCUAAAAUAUUUGAAUAAUAUCUGAAAAUUAUUUAAUUAAUAAAUUUAGUAUAUUUUUC
Messenger RNA from Gracilinanus agilis (Agile Gracile Mouse Opossum), 282 nucleotides. Its product is annotated as formin-like protein 6. The record is from RefSeq and is a predicted model, not a curated record. Bases 3 to 248 code for a protein of 81 amino acids. The transcript has 3 exons. NCBI's taxonomy places the organism in Eukaryota, Metazoa, Chordata, Mammalia, Didelphimorphia, Didelphidae.